Molecule: messenger RNA, 2298 nt
Organism: Asparagus officinalis (garden asparagus)
Lineage: Eukaryota; Viridiplantae; Streptophyta; Magnoliopsida; Asparagales; Asparagaceae
Product: ATP-dependent DNA helicase PIF1-like
Exons: 2
Coding region: 1238-2134 (298 amino acids)
Source: RefSeq, a predicted model, not a curated record
AAUAAUGAAGAUCUUCGAAAUAUUAUGACGUGGGAGCACACAGCUAAGACAAUGCUUACAUAAUUCUUUAGAAAAUGUGCUUCAGAUCAAAAAGCAAGGAUGUUGUUGUACAAAGAAUUUCCUAAACAUUAUGUGUGGGUAGUAGGAAAGAAAUGUUGGAAUGAGAGGGAAAAAAGGCCGUGAUUGGACGAAUAAAUUCAGCAAAUCCUAUAGAGGGGGAGAGAUAUUAUUUAAGGCUUUUAUUGAAUCAUGUUAAAGGUCCUACUUCUUGGGAUGACCUACUCACUGUUGAUGGAUUACUUGUGAAUACUUUUAAAGAGUCUGCACAGAAAACAGGACUCUUAGAAUCCGACGAUAGUAUAGUCGAAUGCUUGGAUGAAGCAGUAAAUUUCAAGAUGCCAUGCGUAUUAAGAAGAUUAUUUACAACUAUUCUAGUUUAUUGUCAACCAACAAAUAUCAGAUUAUUAUGGGAGAGAUAUAGACCAGCAAUGUCUGAAGAUUUCGUUCAAAGAUCUAUAGCGACAGAUGUAGAACAAACUGCAUGGGCAUUAGAGGGAGUUAAUUAUUUCCUAGAGUGCAUGGGGAAGACAAUACAAGAUUUUGAUUUACCUAAAUUUAAAGAGGAUGAAAUAGAUAAUCCAUCAUGCAAUCUAUGAAUCAUACAUGAUGAGAUAGAUGUUGAAGUCUGUCAGGAAGAUAUAGAUGGUAAGUACAAAUUAAAUGAAGAUCAAAGAAAAUCUUUUGAAAUAAUAAUGGACAGAGUUAAUAUGAAUAAGGGAGGAGUUUUUUUCAUAGAUGGUCCUAGAGGGACGGGAAAAAUAUUUUUGUACAAAACUAUACUUGCCAAUGUCAGAUCAAAAGGAAUGAUUGCAAUAGCAACUGUAACUUCAGGAGUAGCAACAUCUUUACUACCUGGUGGCGCACAUCACAUUCACGGUUUAAGAUACAUAUUAAUGCCACUGAGACAACAGUUUGCAAUAUAUCUAAACAGGAAGGUACUGCACAUUUGAUUAGAAAAGCAGCACUAAUUAUUUGGGAUGAAGCACCUAUGGAAAAACGAGUAGCAAUUGAAAGUGUAGAUCGUACAAUGUAAGACCUAUUGAGUACAAAAGAAUUGUUUGGUGGUAAAGUAGUAGUUUUUGGAGGAGAUUUUCGUCAAGUGUUGCCAGUUAUUCCAAGAGGAACAAGGAGCCAAACAGUUAAUGCCAGCUUAGUAAAGUCUUAUUUGUGGGAGAAGAUGGAAAAGAUAACAUUAAAAAUAAACAUGCGAGCAAAAAAUGAUGAAGAAUUCAGUAAAUUCUUGUUGCGUGUCGGAAAUGGAACAGAAAAAACAACUAAAGAUGAACUAAUUAGACUUCCUGAAAGUAUUGUGAUUGAAGAUAGCAAAAAUGGACAAUCGGAAGUUGAAUUGUUAAACCAAGUAUUUCCAUCAAUUAAACAAAAUGCAAAUUCAACUGAAUAUAUGACAGAACGAGUUAUUCUUGCGACAAAAAAUGAAUAUGUAGAUGAGCUCAAUGACAAGCUUUUGGAUAAAUUUCCUGGUGAUGAGAUUAUUUUCCAUAGUUUUGACAAGGCUAUUGAUGAUCCAAAUAACUACUACCAAGAAGAAUUUUUAAACAAAAUGAUGCCUAAUGGUCUUCCACCGCACAAGCUAAAGUUGGAGCAGAAUUGCCCGAUAAUGUUGCUUAGAAAUCUUGACCCAUCAAAUGGACUUUGCAAUGGAACUAGAAUGGUUUGCAAAGAGUUUGAUAAAAAUGUUAUUAAAGCAAAAAUAACAAAAAGUCAUCAUGCGGGUCAAGAAGUCAUGAUUCCAAGGAUACCAUUAUCACCAGCUGAAAAUGAAAAUUACCCUUUCAGACUUCAACGAAAACAAUUUCCUAUAAGGUUAUGCUUCGCAAUGACAAUAAACAAAGCACAGGGACAAACAAUUCGCAUAGUGGGUAUUUAUUUACCACACCAUGUUUUUUCACAUGGACAAUUAUACGUCGCUUUAUCUCGUGGUGUAUCAACAAAUAAUACAAGAGUGCUGGUUAAAGGCGAAAGAAAACAAAAAAAAAAAGGAUAUACAUACACCAAAAAUAUCGUCUACAAAGAAGUUUUAUCCAGAGAAAGGUUAGAAAAAACAUUAAAAUGACUAACUUAUUUAUUUUAAAUAAAUGUCAAUAAUAAAAAUAUCAAAAUUAAAUUUACUUAUUUUAUAGCAAUAAAUAUUGCAAUAAGAAGAUGGUGAAAAAAAUAAAUAUCAUUAUUAUAAUUUGUAAAAAUUACUUUAUUUGAUAUUUCUAAUAUUUACUAUUG